Messenger RNA from Manihot esculenta (cassava), 3566 nucleotides. RefSeq names its product LRR receptor-like serine/threonine-protein kinase ERL1. NCBI's taxonomy places the organism in Eukaryota, Viridiplantae, Streptophyta, Magnoliopsida, Malpighiales, Euphorbiaceae. The transcript is spliced from 27 exons. The record is from RefSeq and is a predicted model, not a curated record. The coding region runs from base 207 to 3284 and encodes 1025 amino acids. Gene Ontology annotation, molecular function: receptor serine/threonine kinase binding; ATP binding; protein kinase activity. Gene Ontology annotation, biological process: protein phosphorylation.
GUAGUACGAAUGACGGCCGCGUUUUCUCUCUCUGAUUGUCAAAUCAAAUUUCCUCAGUCAGCCACUAACGUCUACUCACCGCCGUUUAACGCUGUCCUUCUCUCUCUCUUCAUAAAGCCUCCGUUUUAACUCCUUCCUUAUAGUUCACGCCAAGCGCCUGGGCUGUGCUCUCUCUUAGAGAAUGGCAGUAGAGUCAAGCUCAUCUUAUGCUUCUCAACCGUAGCUUCUCUGUUUGCUUUCGCUUCGUUGCUCUAGCUCAGUCUCUGUUUCUUGUAGUGCGUAGUUUUGUUCUGGAUUUUCUGAUAAUGGACGAAGUAGGGAGGAGAGCGAAGAAAAAAAUGCCAGUGAUUUUUAACUGUUUCAAAACUGUGGUGUUUUUGCUGUUCUUCCCUCUAGCUUCACCGCUCAACGAUGAAGGGAAGGCUUUGAUGUCGAUAAAGGCAUCAUUUAGCAAUGUAGUUAACUUGCUUCUCGACUGGGACGAUGUGCACAACGCAGAUUUCUGUUCUUGGCGUGGUGUUUUCUGUGACAAUGGCAGCUACUCCGUGGUUUCCUUGAAUUUGUCAAAUUUGAACCUGGGUGGGGAAAUAUCUCCUGCCAUUGGAGACUUGAGCAAGUUGCAAUCCAUAGACUUUCAGGGAAACAAGUUAUCGGGUCAAAUCCCAGAUGAGAUUGGCAACUGUGCUUCUCUCUUCCACCUGGAUUUGUCCGACAAUUUUCUCUGCGGAGAUAUACCCUUUUCUAUAUCGAAGCUCAAGCAACUUGAAUUCUUGAAUUUGAAGAACAACAAGCUUAGUGGUCCUAUUCCAGCUACCUUGACCCAGAUACCCAACCUAAAAACUCUCGACCUUGCUCGGAACCUGCUUAUUGGUGAGAUACCGAGAUUACUCUACUGGAAUGAGGUAUUGCAGUACCUUGGGCUUCGGGGGAAUUCAUUGACGGGAACAUUGUCAUGGGACAUGUGUCAGUUGACUGGUUUGUGGUAUUUCGAUGUGAGGGGCAAUAACCUCACCGGCACAAUCCCUGACAGCAUUGGCAACUGUACAAGCUUUGAAAUAUUGGACUUGUCGUACAAUCAGAUCACUGGGGAGAUACCAUAUAAUAUAGGCUUUCUGCAAGUAGCUACUCUGUCACUUCAAGGAAACAUGCUAACAGGGAAGAUUCCUGAAGUGAUUGGUUUAAUGCAGGCCCUUGCUGUUCUGGACUUGAGUGAAAAUGAGCUAGUUGGGCCAAUCCCACCAAUACUGGGCAAUCUAUCAUAUACUGGAAAACUAUACCUGUAUGGAAACAAGCUUACUGGACCAAUCCCUCCCGAACUUGGCAAUAUGUCCAAACUCAGCUACCUGCAAUUGAAUGACAACCAUUUUGUUGGCAGCAUUCCUCCUGAACUUGGGAGGCUGAAGCAGUUGUUUGAAUUGAAUCUUGCUAACAAUGACCUGGAAGGGCCCAUCCCACAUAACAUCAGUUUUUGUACUGCUUUGAACCAAUUCAAUGUUCAUGGUAAUCGCUUAAAUGGGACUAUACCUUUGGGCUUCAGGAAUCUCGAGAGUUUGACUUACCUAAAUCUUUCAUCAAACAAUUUUAAGGGAAGGAUUCCGGUGGAGCUCGGGCAUAUUAUCAAUCUUGACACAUUGGAUCUAUCUGGCAAUAGCUUCUCUGGACCAGUUCCAGCUUCUGUUGGCGACCUGGAGCACCUUCUUACCUUGAACUUAAGCAGGAAUCACCUUGAUGGGUCAUUGCCAGCUGAAUUCGGGAAUCUUAGAAGUAUACAGAUCAUUGAUAUGUCAUUCAACAAUGUUACUGGUAGCAUCCCUGCAGAGUUGGGUCAGUUGCAAAACCUUUUUUCUCUGAUCCUGAACAACAACAACUUAAAGGGAGAGAUCCCUGAUCAACUCACCAAUUGUUUCAGUCUUGUUAAUCUGAAUUUCUCCUACAACAACUUAUCAGGGGUUGUACCUCCUAUCAGAAACUUUUCACGGUUUCCACCACUAAGCUUCAUUGGAAAUCCAUUGUUGUGUGGCAACUGGUUGGGAUCUAUUUGUGGCCCAUACGAACCCAAGUCUAGAGCAAUUUUUUCCAGAGCUGCAGUCAUCUGCUUGACGCUGGGCUUCAUCACUUUACUGUCCAUGGUCACAGUUGCAAUCUACAAAUCUAACCAGCAGAAGCAAUUAAUGAAGGGAUCUCAAAAAAAUAUGCAAGGUCCACCCAAACUUGUUGUUCUUCACAUGGACAUGGCUAUUCACACCUUUGAUGACAUAAUGAGAAAUACUGAGAAUUUAAGUGAGAAGUACAUCAUUGGAUAUGGCGCAUCAAGCACAGUGUACAAGUGUGUGCUGAAAAAUGCUAGAUCAAUUGCAAUUAAGAGACUCUACAAUCAGUACCCAUACAACAUGCUUGAAUUUGAAACUGAACUUGAGACCAUUGGCAGCAUAAGACAUAGAAACAUUGUUAGUUUGCAUGGCUAUGCCCUCUCUCCAUAUGGAAACCUUCUUUUCUAUGACUACAUGGAAAAUGGUUCUUUAUGGGAUCUCCUUCAUGGGCCAUCCAAAAAGGUAAAGUUGGACUGGGAAACACGCCUGAAGAUAGCUGUUGGAGUUGCACAAGGACUUGCCUAUCUUCACCAUGAUUGUAACCCAAGAAUUGUCCACAGGGACGUCAAGUCCUCAAAUAUCCUACUGGAUGAAAAUUUUGAGGCUCAUCUAUCUGAUUUUGGAAUUGCAAAGAGCAUUCCAACAGCAAAAACGCAUGCCUCAACCUAUGUUGUAGGGACAAUCGGCUACAUUGACCCAGAAUAUGCCCACACAUCUCGGCUAAAUGAAAAAUCAGAUGUUUAUAGCUUCGGCAUUGUUCUUUUGGAGCUUCUAACUGGGAAGAAAGCUGUGGAUAAUCAUUCUAAUUUGCAUCAGCUGGUGAGUAACACAAAGAUACUAUCCAAAGCAGACAAUAAUACAGUGAUGGAGGUUGUUGAUCAAGAAGUUUCAGUCACAUGCAUGGAUUUAAAUCAUGUGAGGAAGACUUUCCAGCUCGCUCUGUUGUGCACAAAACGGUAUCCUUCUGAAAGACCAACCAUGCAUGAAGUCGUGAGGGUUUUGGAUUCCUUUAUUCCGGCGCCUCUUGCUAAACCUUGUCCAGCUCCACCAAAGCGCAUCGACUAUUCAAAGUUUUUGAUUGACCAAGGACAGCAGAAGCAAAAACUUGAUCUCCCAGCUCAACAGGAAAACAACUCUUCUGAUGCACAAUGGUUUGUUCGCUUCCGUGAAGUAAUAUCCAAGAACACGCUAUAAUUUACUUGUCUAAGAUGAGGGUGGCGAAAAUCCCUGAUUUAUUAUUAUUUUUUUUUUGGUGCCUAUGACCUCAAAGAUUUAACGGAUGCGUGGGGGUUUUGCUUUUUGACUUGCUCUGGGACGAUUGACUAAUUUUUGAAAUUAGAAGCGCUUGGGUACAAUGUGGGUUUGUUGUUUUGAAAACCUUCAAAUGGACUUUUAUUAUUUGUGGUGUACAACCCUAGCCCUUCUAUGCAAAUUAUAGUACUUCCUCGCAAGGGUAAUAUAACCUUUUUGUUUAAA